AUGGAACUCGAGUUCCUGUUGUCCAAAUUCACGUUUGGCAGCGUUGAUGACAAUUCCUCUGUUGGAAAGGCGGGAGCACAGCAACCGCAGGUGUUGAAGAUGUUCUUCAACGGAAGGCCUUGUGACAAGGAGGUCGUCGAUGUAGGCAGAAACGAAUGGCAUGCCUCGGGUGACGGAAUCGAUGAAAGGCGGGAACUAUUGGCCAGCGUUCCUUAUGCCGAAGGCCAUGCGGAGGCAUUCAAAAAGACCGAACGGCUUGCCAUGUGCCGAUGGUGUCUCAUUAUAUGGGUGGCUGCUCUGCUGGCAGCCCUGGCUGAUGCCGGGCCCACGCGUUGGGCGUGGGCGACGGUGAUGCCCGGGUCACACAAGCUGGUAAUCCAGGACGGCAAGCCGCCGCACGUGGAUUCCUCGAUGGCAUCAGGGCAUGGAGCCGUGGCCUGGGCGAGUUUUCAGGAUGACAUUUUUGAAAGCGGUUGGUCGUACCUACAAAUCGAGUCCAACCCGUACGUGGAAGACGAGCAGCAAGCGUACGCGGCUGGGGCCCUUGAGGCCUACCUCACACGACAGCUGAUGGAGAACCAGUGGGCAAACCUGUUCUUACCCUACUGCAAUAACCAGACCGAAUACUGCAGCCGGGUCAACGAGUUCCUUACCAAAAACCUCGUGUACACGCGUGAGCAACAGCACAAGUUCAAGGGAAGCGACCCCUACUGGAACGUGGCGCACCUGAUGAUGAGACAGCUGUCGGGACUGAGCGAUGUCUUCGAGAACGAAACGCUAGACUACACGCAUGAGCUGAUUUUGGUCUGCUCGGCUCUCGUCAAGGUGGUGGGCGACUUCGAAGACAUAUACAUCGGUCACGAUGCCUGGUUCCUGUACAGAGGAAUGCUGCGGAUACAGAAGCAUUACGUCUUCCCCUGGCACCGCACGGCGCACCAGACAGGUGUAGAGGACAUCAUACCGGGCCAUACGCUGUCGAUGUCUUCUUAUGCGGGAAAGCUGAUUUCCUGGGAUAAUUUUUACCUGUCAUCAACAGGACUGGCUGUCACAGAGACGUCAAUUGUGAACAGUAACCAGACACUGUGGGACACCGUAAUCCCAGAAAGUGGUCCUCUCACCUGGAUCAGGUCAGCUAUAGCCUGUCGCCUGGCUCUCACGGGCAAGCAGUGGGUCGAUAUCGUCGCCAGGGACAACAGCGGCACCUACUUCCCGGACGUUUUCGUCAUCAGUGAUCAGCUCCCAAGAGUGGAACAGUACGGUGACUUCUACACAUUCGACAACUGCCCACGUGCCAAGAUCUUCAAGAGAGACCACGUGAAGGUGAACGACAUGGACUCUAUGUUGAAACUGAUGAGGUAUAAUGACUACAAGAAUGACCCGCUUUCAGUCUGCAACUGCACGCCACCGUACAAUCCAACCUAUGCCGUCGCAGCGCGAUACGACCUCUUUGACCCACAAGGAACAUACGAUAUGCCCGGAAUGUACAGGCACGCUGUCGGAGGCGUCGAUGCAAAGGUGACCAACUACAGUCUGUUCUCCUUGCUGGAGUUUGUCGGCGUCAGCGGGCCCACGUGGGAUGACCAGCCGCCCUUCCAAUGGAGCACGACCACAUUCGAGGACGGCCACGUCGGACAGCCCGAUACAUGGAAGUUCGAUCCGGUACAUCACCAGUGGACCCAGGCACGGCUCAGUUGGCGCAAUUCCUAGAAGCUGCGCGGAUUAUCUGACUCCGUGUGUCACUACGAGUCGUCAGCCGCUCCUAUAUUAACUUCAUUCUGUGCUUUUUUUUCUUAGAUAUAACCGCUCUAAGGCGUUUUGACGCAGGACUUAUACGAAGCACACAGCAAUACUGAGCGCGCUUCGUUUAAAUCCGUUCGAGUCCACAUUUAAAGUUCUAAUAACCGACUGGUCCUUGUAGCUAUAAUGGAACUAUUUUAUUGGUCAGU
Molecule: messenger RNA, 1946 nt
Organism: Rhipicephalus sanguineus (brown dog tick)
Lineage: Eukaryota; Metazoa; Arthropoda; Arachnida; Ixodida; Ixodidae
Product: putative phospholipase B-like 2
Exons: 10
Coding region: 1-1707 (568 amino acids)
Biological process (GO): phospholipid catabolic process
Cellular component (GO): extracellular region
Molecular function (GO): glycerophospholipase activity
Source: RefSeq, a predicted model, not a curated record